Messenger RNA from Cryptomeria japonica (Japanese cedar), 780 nucleotides. Its product is annotated as cypmaclein-like. The record is from RefSeq and is a predicted model, not a curated record. The transcript is spliced from 4 exons. Bases 66 to 404 code for a protein of 112 amino acids. NCBI's taxonomy places the organism in Eukaryota, Viridiplantae, Streptophyta, Pinopsida, Cupressales, Cupressaceae.
CCUCUCUAUAUUGUGUGGUAGGAAUUUUUAGACCAAGCUAAAAGUAUAUUUGCAGAAUAUAUAUCAUGGCUUCACUUGGUGCUUUUGGAACAAGGCUUCUCUUGGCCUGUCUUGUAAUGGCACUGGUUUCUCAGAUAUAUGUAGAAGCUUCUGAUGCUUCUGAAUCAAAGUCACUUGGACUGCAAACAAAUGGGAUACACCGCAGGCUUUUGAAAACGAUUGACUGCAAGGCUGCUUGUACAGGAAGAUGUAAAGCAGCAUCUUUGAAAAACAGGUGUUUGAGAGCCUGUGGUACAUGCUGUGCCAGAUGUAAUUGUGUUCCACCAGGGACAUAUGGGAACAAACAGCUCUGCCCCUGCUAUGCCAACCUGAAAACCCAUGACAACAAGCCCAAAUGCCCUUAAGACCAUCAACAGUCAUAUUUUAUAAGAAAAUAUUUAGCAUGCUCUGUUGAGGAAUAAAAUAUGUUGCUAGAUGUUGGAAUAAUGUCAAUAGUUGUCAUGAUCCUGCUUGUAUAAAAUAAAUCCAUUCUUUGAUGUGGAACAUGUAUGCAUCUAAUAAAGCUGUAAAAGGCAAGUAGCAGCUCUCCUCAUCUAUUCCAAGCUUCCUAGUUUUUCAAAAAAUGUCAAUUGCCAAAAUUGAGGUACAGUCCAAAUAUCAUCUUCCAUGGCCUUUUUAGGGAGAAAUUUUCCUCAUAAUCAUCUUGUUAUGCUUAUACGAUGCUCUUAUUCUCUCAAUACAUGUAUUUCCUAAAUAAUAAAACUCUUUUUUUUUCAAUAA